GUCGCCAUGGAGACGGAUUACGCUACAAGGGCUGAGCCGGGAGCUGGGCGGCCGCUGCUUCAGCACCACACUCUCCGCGGACAGCUCCGGAGCCAGCGCCGCUGCCUGACCGAUCCCCGCUGCUAUUCUCUGGCCGGGGAGGAGGAGGGAGAGCCGGGGCGCCCAGCACAGGUGAGACAGAGGGGCUAGCAGGCGGCCCCUCUCUGUACCACACUGACAGCAUCGCUUCUCUGAAGAAUCAGAUGAGUCACCUGCGCGUCUCUCCGCUAUUACCAGACGAGCAGCGCAGAUUACACAGCUGUAUCACUGGUUGUCCAUCAUGACUGAACAGUCGGACUGCAGAUUCAACAAUCUGAGCCAGGACCAAGUCACCAUCCUAGAUCAGGUCCUGACCGAGAUUAUACCCAUCCAUGGACGAGGUAACUUCCCAACCAUGGAGAUGAAGCCGAGGGACAUCAUCCAUGUGGUGAAAGAGCAACUUGUAAAAAAGCAGAUUGUGAUACGUGACAUCCGUCUGAAUGGAUCCACAGCCAGUCACAUCCUCAUGCAGCAAAACGGGACCAGCUGUAAAGACUUGGACAUCAUUUUUGGCGUGGAGCUUCCAGGAGAGCGGGCAUUCCAGACCGUUAAGGAGAUUGUCCUGGAUUCUCUUUUGGAUUUUCUACCCAAAUGUGUCAACAAGGAGAAGAUCACCGCUCUCACCAUGAAUGAGGCGUAUGUACAAAAGAUGGUCAAGGUAUCGACGGAACAUGACCGCUGGAGUUUAAUCUCUUUGUCCAACAACAGUGGCAAGAACGUAGAGCUUAAAUUUGUCAACUCUUUAAGACGGCAGUUUGAGUUUAGUGUGGACUCUUUCCAGAUCAUCCUGGAUUCGAUCCUAAAUGUCUACACAGACAAGGACUGCGACUUGACCUCAGAUGUCUACCCCACUGUUGUUGCAGAGAGCAUGUAUGGAGACUUCAAGGAAGCCAUGGAACAUCUGAGGUGUCGACUCAUUGCGACAAGGAACCCAGAAGAGAUUCGAGGAGGUGGGCUUCUUAAAUACAGCAAUCUCCUAGUGCGUGACUACAAGCCAACCGAUGAGGUUGAAAUCAAGUCCCUGGAGCGUUAUAUGUGUUCCAGGUUUUUCAUUGACUUUCCCGACGUGGAGGAACAGCAGAGGAAAAUCGAGUCCUACCUGCGCAAUCAUUUCAUUGGAGAGGAGAAAAGCAAGUAUGACUACUUGAUGAUACUGCGCAACGUGGUGAAUGACAGCACAGUGUGCCUCAUGGGUCAUGAGCGUAGGCAGACUCUCAACAUGAUAACCAUUCUUGCUUUGAAGGUUCUCGGGGAGCAAAACAUCAUCCCAAACACAGCAAACGUUACGUGCUACUACCAACCGGCUCCCUACAUGAGCGAUAGAAACUUCAACAACUACUACAUUCCUCAGGGGCAACCGGCACUGUUUUACCAGCCCUACCAGUUCCACAUACACAUGCAGAGUGAACUGGUGUAACGGGGGCUCGCAUUGGAGAAAUAAAGGUCUCAGUAAGAACAA
Pseudophryne corroboree (corroboree frog) is the source of this 1537-nucleotide messenger RNA. RefSeq names its product terminal nucleotidyltransferase 5D (gene TENT5D). The transcript has 3 exons. Lineage: Eukaryota; Metazoa; Chordata; Amphibia; Anura; Myobatrachidae. The record is from RefSeq and is a predicted model, not a curated record. Bases 320 to 1495 code for a protein of 391 amino acids. Gene Ontology annotation, molecular function: RNA binding; poly(A) RNA polymerase activity. Gene Ontology annotation, biological process: mRNA stabilization.